AUGUUCACACAAACUGUCCGCGCUUCGCGCUCUCAAAUCGCCCGCGUUGCGAGGCAGCAAAUGAUCAGCAAACGAACUUUCAUCGUUCCUACUGCUGUUCGUCGUGCGGACCUUGUCCAAGAUCUUUACCUUAAGGAAUUGAAGAGUUACAAAGCUCCCCAAAUCAAGGCCUCCGAUUCCGAAGGACAUGUUCUCAAGUUCUCCCCACCUAAGGCUCCUACAUCUCCAGAAGAAACCGACAUUGCAAAGGAAUUGGCAGCAUAUGAGGCAAGCACAGUUGAGGUAGAGGGACAAGCUGAGGGAGGAGUUGAGACUAAGGAGGUUGAUUGGUUUGAGGAGGAACCUGAGGAGGAGGCUGCACACCACUAG
Molecule: messenger RNA, 369 nt
Organism: Sclerotinia sclerotiorum 1980 UF-70
Lineage: Eukaryota; Fungi; Ascomycota; Leotiomycetes; Helotiales; Sclerotiniaceae
Product: ATP synthase H chain, mitochondrial precursor
Exons: 3
Coding region: 1-369 (122 amino acids)
Biological process (GO): proton motive force-driven ATP synthesis
Source: RefSeq, a predicted model, not a curated record